CCAGUUUCCGUAGGGAAGCGCCAGGCUACCACAGCUAUUGUGCGUAGCGCUGUCGCCCUCCUCUUCCCGCUGCCGCUGCCGGGUUGUUGGAGGAAAGCUACGUUUCCUUGCCGCUGGGUUUAACCCUUUAAGCACCAAACCCGACAGCCCGCUGGCUCCCAGGAACGAGUAGGCGGUCUCCGCAGCUGCCGAAUUGUGGGCGACGAGCCCCGAAGACCCGAGGAAGAUAGCCGAAGGGAGUCCGUGUUCUCGGUUGGUCUCGGGCUUGGGGCUCGGCCAGCGUGAAGCAGUGGCAUUGGCUUUAAGAAGGGGGAGGGGAGGCGCGGUCCGCCGCUCGGGGAGCCGGGGAAGGAAGCCGAAGGCUGGCUUGGGAGAGCAGAGAGGCGGCCCCCCGCGCCCGUGCUCUCCCCGCCUCCACCCUGGGCCGCCCAGGACUCAGCGCUGCGCUUCGGGGAGGCGAUGACCAGGGGGCGUGCUGCUCGCUAGGCUGCACCCUGCCGGCGUCAGAAGGCGUUGGUAAGCAUUCCCGGUCACCCGCAGCCACCACCGGACUACGCGCUCCUGCUACACACCAGCGGGCGCUCCCAAGAGUUUCAUUGGAACAGUCCCUCAGCUAUCGUAACCAUGGGGCAUCCCCCGCUGGAGUUCAGCGACUGCUACCUCGACAGCCCCGAUUUCCGCGAGAGGCUCAAGUGUUAUGAACAUGAGCUGGAGAGGACCAAUAAAUUCAUCAAAGACGUGAUCAAAGACGGCAGCGCGCUUAUCAGCGCUAUGAAGAAUUACUCUUCUGCGGUUCAGAAAUUUUCCCAGACACUGCAGUCGUUUCAGUUUGAUUUCAUCGGGGACACUCUGACUGAUGAUGAGAUUAAUAUUGCGGAAUCAUUCAAGGAAUUUGCUGAAUUGCUCAAUGAAGUAGAAAAUGAGAGGAUGAUGAUGGUACAAAAUGCUAGUGACUUGCUGAUCAAACCCCUGGAAACUUUUCGGAAGGAACAAAUAGGUUUCACAAAGGAGAGGAAGAAGAAAUUUGAAAAGGAUGGUGAGAGGUUUUACUCAUUACUGGACCGGCACUUACAUCUGUCAUCCAAAAAGAAAGAGUCUCAGUUGCUAGAGGCAGACCUCCAAGUGGAUAAGGAAAGGCACAAUUUCUUUGAGUCCUCUCUUGAUUAUGUCUAUCAAAUCCAGGAAGUUCAAGAAUCCAAGAAGUUCAAUAUUGUGGAGCCAGUCUUGGCCUUUCUUCACAGCCUCUUCAUUUCCAACAGCUUGACUGUGGAGCUCACACAGGAUUUCCUCCCAUACAAACAGCAGCUGCAGCUCAGUUUACAGAAUACAAGAAAUCAUUUCUCCAGUACCCGAGAAGAGAUGGAAGAACUUAAGAAAAGGAUGAAAGAAGCUCCUCAGACAUGCAAACUUCCGGGACAGCCAACCAUUGAAGGCUAUCUGUACACACAGGAGAAAUGGGCUCUGGGGAUCUCCUGGGUGAAAUACUACUGUCGGUAUGAGAAGGAGACCAGGACACUCACCAUGACACCGAUGGAACAGAAGCCAGGUGCUAAGCAGGGACCCGUGGACUUAACUUUGAAAUACUGCGUGAGAAGGAAGACAGAGUCGAUUGACAAGAGGUUCUGUUUUGAUAUAGAAACUAAUGAGAGACCAGGAACCAUCACUCUGCAGGCACCUUCAGAAGCCAAUAGAAGGCUAUGGAUGGAGGCCAUGGAUGGGAAAGAACCUAUCUACCACAGCCCUAUAACAAAACAGGAAGAAAUGGAGCUGAAUGAAGUGGGGUUCAAGUUCGUUAGGAAGUGCAUCAAUUUUAUUGAGACCAAAGGGAUCAAGACAGAAGGGUUGUACCGAACAGUGGGCAGCAACAUCCAGGUUCAGAAGCUGCUUAAUGCCUUUUUUGAUCCAAAAUGUCCAGGAGAUGUCGAUUUUCACAAUAGUGACUGGGACAUUAAGACAAUCACAAGCUCCUUAAAAUUCUACCUCAGGAAUCUUUCAGAACCUGUCAUGACUUAUAAGCUUCACAAAGAGCUCGUCUCUGCUGCCAAAUCUGAUAACCUGGAUUACCGUCUGGGAGCUAUUCACUCCCUAGUAUAUAAGCUACCAGAAAAGAACCGGGAGAUGCUGGAACUUUUAAUCAGACACUUGGUAAAUGUGUGUGAGCACAGCAAAGAGAAUCUUAUGACACCUUCCAAUAUGGGGGUGAUCUUUGGGCCCACCCUGAUGAGAGCUCAAGAGGACACUGUGGCUGCUAUGAUGAACAUCAAAUUCCAGAACAUUGUGGUAGAAAUCCUGAUUGAACACUUUGGCAAGAUAUAUUUAGGUCCACCUGAGGACAGCCAAGUACCUCCAGUGCCUCCACCUCGAGUGACAGCAAGAAGGCACAAACCAAUCACAAUCUCGAAGCGUUUGCUGAGAGAAAAGACAGUGUUCUACACUUCUUCCCUGGAUGAAAGUGAAGAUGAAACUCAUCAAACUCCUAAUGGUACAAUCACUAGCAACCUGGAUCCCCCCAAGCUACCGCAGCACCUCAGACUACCCAUUCAGAAAAGUGGGGAAACUGAUCCUGGAAGAAAGUCCCCAAACAGACCUGUUUCUGACUGCCAGUCCGAGCCUGGCCCAGAGGUGGAUGUGGGGAAGCUGGUAUUUAGGUUGCAGGAUGGAGGGACCAAGACUACUGCAAAGGCCACUAAUGGACCUGUGCCAGGCUCUGGACCCACAAAGACGCCUUCUUUCCAUAUAAAGAGACCAGCUCCCCGGCCAGUGGCUCACCACAAGGAAGGAGAUACUGACUGUUUCAGCAAAGUUCGGCCCCCAGGAGAAAAGCAAACAAUCAUCCGUCCUCCAGUGAGGCCCCCAGACCCUCCUUGUCGGGCCAGUACUUCACAAAAGCCAGAACCAAAGCCAGAUACUGUGGCUGGCAAUGCAGGGGAAAUCCCAUCAUCUGUGGUGGCAUCCAGGACCAGAUUCUUUGAAACAGCAUCCCGGAAAACUGGAAGUUCUCAAGGAAAACUUCCUGGAGAUGAGAGCUGAAGCCACAGGUUUGAAAGGACUUGGCCUUGAGGGACCCUUUCCAGGUUGUGAAAGGGCCCACUUCAAACCCUUGUGAGCUAUUUGGUGCUGAAGAGCAGUUCAUUUCUGGCCCUUGUGCCUUCAGUGUCUGGGAAGCUAUAAAUAAGGAGCACAUGUCUUAGACACGUGUUUGCUUCUCCUUUGUAUUCUGUCUUCAUCUCCCCAGAAUGUCUGUUGUGAGCAGCUCCUAGGAUACUGGAUGGCUGGAUUCUCUCAAGCUCCAAACUCUACUGAAGUGAAAAUACCCACUGACCUGUAUUGAAGAGGGAAACCUAGUUUUCCACUCUUCUCUGAACUUACUGCUUCCUCAAAGGUCAUUGGACUCUGAAUGAUUCAGGGCUAAAGCCUGAUUGAUGUUAGGGGUCUCACCCUGAUCUAAAGGCCGCUUGAGUUGGGGCCAUUGUUUACCUUAUUUGGAAGGGAGUAGGGAUGUUAGCUGAAUAUUGGAAAUUGUGUCAUGUCUCUUUCUGAAGAUAUGGACACUGACUAGUACCAGAUUGGUACCCUGGUACCAUGACAUGUUAAUGAAAUCCAUUUGGGCCAGACUGCAUGAAUGAUUCCCACACAGUGGCCUUCCUCAGGAUGGCCUUAGGAAGGUAGCCUUUCUGCUUUUGCCUCCAGCCUCUGAGAACAAAUCUGCUAAGCAUGUUUUGCAUGUCAAAGCCUAGGCCUGUCUGGAUUUCCCUUUUUCCUACUUUCACCCAAUAGCUUCCUUUUCAGCAAUCAACAAAUAAAACAGAAAAUGUUUCUGUAAAAAGGGUCAAAUGUUAGGAAAAAUU
Peromyscus californicus insignis is the source of this 3848-nucleotide messenger RNA. RefSeq names its product oligophrenin 1 (gene Ophn1). Gene Ontology annotation, biological process: signal transduction. The coding region runs from base 625 to 3030 and encodes 801 amino acids. The record is from RefSeq and is a predicted model, not a curated record. The transcript is spliced from 25 exons. Gene Ontology annotation, cellular component: cytoplasm. Gene Ontology annotation, molecular function: protein binding; GTPase activator activity. NCBI's taxonomy places the organism in Eukaryota, Metazoa, Chordata, Mammalia, Rodentia, Cricetidae.